Dunckerocampus dactyliophorus (ringed pipefish) is the source of this 790-nucleotide messenger RNA. RefSeq lists its product as uncharacterized. Lineage: Eukaryota; Metazoa; Chordata; Actinopteri; Syngnathiformes; Syngnathidae. The transcript is spliced from 4 exons. The record is from RefSeq and is a predicted model, not a curated record. Bases 299 to 670 code for a protein of 123 amino acids. Gene Ontology annotation, molecular function: cysteine-type endopeptidase inhibitor activity.
CUGGUCAUCUUCGUGAGGAUAUUUCACUGCAACAACCAAGCCGAGAUGAACGUACCUCUGCCGGCGCUGCUUUGUCUGGCAGUGGCUGGGCUGUGCGCGGCAGAUGAGGCUGUGGAGGAAGUCAUGGUAGCGAGUGAGUGAAGCUUCGCAGUGCAUGGAAACUAUGACAUGCAACCAUUUGGGAUUGGCUGCAGAGAUGAUCAGAGACAGUUGAUUUAAAGAGGAUCCAUUUGAGUGAAGAAAUGACUUCUUUUCGUGCUCUUCACGGUGGACGCAGACAUUCUGUCGCGAUGCCAAAAUGUCGUGUAAAGAAAUGAAUGGAAAAGUGCCUCUAUUGGGCGGCUGGUUUGAGAGGAGUCCAGAAUCGCAGGAGGUGCAGGCUGCAGCUCAGCACGCUGUCGACACGUUCAACACGCACUCAAAGGCCAAGAGGUUGUUCAAGCUGGCAUCCAUCACGUCCGCGCAGACUCAAGUGACCAACAGCCUCAACUACAGGAUCAAUGCAGUCCUGGGAAAAACCAAGUGUCUCAAGGCUGAAAAUCAUGACCCGAACAGCUGCAAUCUGGAGAAAAAGCAUCUCAAGUGCCACUUUGAGGUGAUGUUCAACCCCCGCAGCAACAAACAUGAGAUGCAGAGUCACAAGUGCAAGAGGACUGUGCCAAAAGUUUAAGACAAAGCUUGAGUUUUUGCUUUUUGAGAACACUUUGUUACAUUUGGUACAAUAUUGAAGUGAAUUGUUUGCAAAAAAAUGCUGCUUGAUAUUAAAUACACUUCAAAGCAUCAAGUGAAG